Molecule: messenger RNA, 625 nt
Organism: Anolis carolinensis (green anole)
Lineage: Eukaryota; Metazoa; Chordata; Lepidosauria; Squamata; Anolidae
Product: meiotic recombination protein REC8 homolog
Exons: 4
Coding region: 1-417 (138 amino acids)
Source: RefSeq, a predicted model, not a curated record
AUGGGCCAACAGUGUCAUGCGGACCAAGCAGAACUGAGAAGGCCACAUGCUUUUAGGGAAGUUCUGGGAGAUUCCGAGACUUGCUUCCAUCUUUUCAGGAUCCCUUUCGAGGAGCCGGAGGAAGCGGCGCUGGCGCUUGCCGUUGUGCCAGAGCUCCCCGAAACCAGCUUUGAGCUGCCUUUAGACAUGGACCUGAUCAGCUUGGACUAUGUUCGCAGGUUAAUUUCCUCUAAGCUAGAACAGGUUGGAGAGGUAGAGUUCAGCCACCUGGUGCCCCUGACCAUUUCCCGGCUUGUGGUCAGCCGUUUCUUCUACCUGUGCCUUGUUCUCGCUGCAACGCAACAAGUGCGCCUGGAGCAAGCAGAACCGUACGGACGGAUCUAUAUCCGCCCAGGGCCUCGCCUCCAUCGCCGCUAGCAGGGCCCACCUCACGUCUUUACAGGUGUCAUCUGGGAGUUCUGCCGGCCGUGGAACUGAGAAGACGGGGAAAAGGUCCUGCCCAACCAACAAAAGGCAGUUCUGUUCCAAAUGGUAUGGGUUUUAAGAGAGAAACAUUGGUUGACCCCAGUUUUUAAGAAGUGCUAAUUUUCAUGAAAUUGAUUGAAUAAAGGAGUUUUGUUUUAAA